Messenger RNA from Closterium sp. Yama58-4, 3111 nucleotides. Lineage: Eukaryota; Viridiplantae; Streptophyta; Zygnematophyceae; Desmidiales; Closteriaceae. The record is from the annotation of a GenBank genome assembly.
AUGUACGUCAUGGGCGGGCGACUGGCCAAUCGCACGCACGCCAACGACGUCUGGCUGUGCGACCUUUCCGCUUGCGAAGACGUCGCCGGACCCACUUGCGACGGCAGCGAGACGGGUUGCAAAGCGGGAGCGGGACGAAGUGGGGUAGGAGGAGCGGAGGGAGGAGGGGCAGUCCGGUGGGAGUUGAUUAACGAGCACGCGCCGUUCUCCCCGCGAGCCUAUCACAGCGCGACACUUGUCGGCGAGUGUGAGAUCUGGGUGGUGGGCGGCAGCGACGAGCGCGCCGUGAAGCACGACGUGUUCGCCUUCAACACGCGCACCCGUGAGUGGAGGCAGGUUCAGACACGUGGCAGGUAUGCAGAGUACCCACGUGUCACACAUGCUGCCAUGGUUCAUCCACAGCAUGCCACGUGGCUGCUCAUCCACGGGGGAUACGGUGGCAACGGACCCACGCUCGAGUUCCUCGAUGAUCUCUGCGUACUCGAUACAGAGUCGCUGACCUGGCAUGACGUGCGCCCCUCAGGCUGCCCGCCCUCUGCCCGCGGCUACCACUCCAUGACAAACCUUGCCAGCCGCGCAGUAGUCUUUGGGGGGAAGACCAAGCAGCGGGCCGACAAGGAGCAGCACGGCCUCUGGGUAUACGACCCGCUGUCCAACGCGUGGGAGCAGCCUACAGUGGCAGCAGGGGGGGCACAGGCACAGCCGCGGUCCAAUCACGCGGCGACAGGUGUCGGGGGCGGGAUGGCGGUGGUGCAUGGGGGGCGUGUGAAGAAGGAGCGCCUGGACGACCUCUGGCUGCUGCAGGCCAUGGCCCCGCCACACAACACACCGCCAUCUCCCCCAUCCGCGCAUCUCUCUGCACCCAUCUCUCUCGCCUGGCACCGCAUCGCCACUCUCCCCUCGUCCGCGCCCAUGCCCGCCGUGCCUCUGCAUGUGGGCGAGGGGGGAAUGGCGGAGACGGGUGGGCGGGGAGGGGGGCAGAAGGACCAGCAGGGAGGGCAGCACACUCCGUGGUGCACUGGGGGCGGUCGCUCUUCCUUUUUGGCGGCUAUGGUGGCAACGACCACUCAUACGCCGACCUAUUUGCCCUUCGGAACCUUCCUGCCGCCUUCCCAACAACAGCCAGCCAAUCACCUGGAGGAAGUGGAGGAGGAGGAGGAGGAGGAGGAGGAGGAGGAGGAGGAGGAGGAGGAGGAGGAGGAGGAGGAGGAGGAGGAGGAGGAGGAGGAGGAGGAGGAGGAGGAGGAGGAGGAGGAGGAGGAGGAGGAGGAGGAGGGGCAAGAGGAGCGGGGGGAGGAGGGGUCUGGGGAGGUGAGAGAGAGGGAGGCAGGUGAGGAGGGAGAGGGAGGCGACGAGGGGAGGGGAGGGAAUGUGAGGGGGAUGGGAUUGGGAUUGAGGGGAGAGGUGGAGGGAGCAGCAGCGGCAAGGGUUGGGACAGGGAAGUGGGUUGGAGCUGUUAACAUUGGUAGGGUGGGUUUGGGUGUGGAUAGAGAAGGAGGCUUGGAUUCCGAGGCGUCAGGUUCGGAAACAGGUCCGGUGGGUGGGGAUGAGAGGGAGAGUGUGGCAAAGAGAAGGAGGAUGGAUCUAGACCAAGCUGCUGCUGCUGUUGCUGCUGCUGCUGGUGCGGCUGCUGGUGCUGCUGCUGCUGCUGGGGAGAGGAGAGAUGGGGAGGAGGGACACUUGAGGGGAGGGAGGGGAAGGGGGGAAGGGGGUAGAGGCGCAGAGAUGGCGACAGGGGGGGCAGCUGUGGCUGCAAGGGGAGAUGGGGGCGGAGGCGGGGAGGUGGAACGAGGGGGGAUGACCUGGGGAACAUUGGGGGGAACGUUGGGGGAAACGUUGGGGGGAACGCUGGGGGGAACACUGGGGAAAGCGGUAAGGAGUGUGCUUGGUAGGGAGAAGAGAGUGGGAUGGGGGGAAGUGCGGGGUUGUGAGGGGGAGAGGCUAGGAGACAGUGGCGCAGAGAGGAGGGGAGGCGGGGAAGGCGGGGGGGAGGGCGAAUGGGGAUGCAUGGACAUGCGUGAGGGGCGGGUUGGGGUAGGGCAAGUGGCAGGCGAGAGGGCGGGAGGUCAUGAGCAGGGGGGGGAACAAGUGGGGAAGGAGGGGGGUGAGCAUGGGGAGGUGAGAUUAGGCAGAGUGGGGGGGAGUUAUAGGGAUGGUGCUACGAUGAGAGUAGGGGAUGGGGUGUUGGAAGGGAGAGGGGUAGCAGGUGGGGCGAUGGGGGCGGAAGAGAGGGGCAACUGGCGCACAGGCAGGGCAGGGGCGGUUGGGGUGGAGCGGUGUGGUGGAAGCAGGGGGAGGGCGGGAGAGGAGGGGAGAGAAGUGGUGACGGAGCGAGUGGGGGAAGCGCAAGGGAUAGAGAUGGAUGGGGUGAGAGAAGUGGCAGGAGCAAAGGCUGUGCAUGGCGUGCGGGCGAUGGGAAUGGAGAUGCGGACGGAGAUGGAGCAGCGGCUGGCAUUGCUGGAGCGAGACGCGGUGGUGCAGGCAGCCAUGGAGCAGCAGAUUCGGGCCCUCACACACGAGCUUGCAGCAGCCAGAGCAGAGGGGGUAGCAGCGAGGGCGGAAGCGGCAUCAGCGAGGGCAGAGGGCGAGGCGGAGAGGAGGAGGAGGGAGAGGUGUGAGAAGGAGCUGGCAGCAGCACAGGCGGACGGGGCAGCAGCAGCGAGAGCGCGCGAGAUGGCAGCAAGGGCCACGGUGGAACGGAUUCAGCAGGAGCUGGUGGCAGCCAGCGCAGAGGGCGAGGCGGCGAGAGAGUUAGUGCAGAGGUGCGAGGGUGAGUUGGCAGCAGCGCGGGCAGAGGGCGAGGCGGCGAGGGCAGCAGCGAAGGAGGAGGCGGUGCAGAGGGCAGCAGCGAAGGAGGAGGCGGUGCAGAGGGCAGCGGCAGAGAGGGAGCUGCGUGGCGCCGUGGACUGUUUGGAGGCUGAGCUGGCUCGUGCCAAGGCGCAGGGUGAGGCGGAGUGGCGGCAGGGGCAGGCAGAGAGGCGGAAGGCGGAGGAGCAGCAGCAGCGGGCGUGUGAGCUGGAGAGGCGCGUGGGGGAGGGCGAGGCGAGAAUGAAGCAGCUAGAGGCGCAACUAGCGCAAGCUGAUGCUGAGGCUCGAGAAGCAACGAGGUAA